AGAAAAUUCUGGCUCAAAAACACUGGAGCAAUGGCGGAGACAGCCACGCUGAGACAAAGACAGAAGCCCAACAAGGAGAAGGAAGAGCCAACCGAGAAGGAGCCGGCCGAGAAGGGUGAGGGAAAGGCCAACAAAAAGGCCAAAGACGAGGAUGGGCCUAGGCCCGAGGUAGGCGCAGCAGACACUGCUGCAAAGAAGCAGACAGUCGGGGAAACCUUCAUGAAAUCCUUGACGAACACGACCACAUUGAUCAUGAUGGCAGCUAUGGGCAUGAGCCUUUGGAACAACCGUAAUGACAAGGACCAAAGCUGGGGUUUGUAUGUGGUGCCGGUGGUGCUGGUGGCCAGCCUGCUGCUGGGUUCGGUGCUGGUCACUAAGCUGGAAAACUCCGAGUGGCGAAUGAAGCUACGCGCAGAGGCGGACCGGCAAAAGUGUACAGCGAGUCCACGCGUGCCAUUGCACGUGACACAGGCGGCAGCCAAGGAGCGCGAGGAGAUGGCCAAAAAAGGGCUGACGCAGCACGACUUGAAUGAAGCAGCCAUGAACAUGGGAAUGCAGCCUACAAACAUUGGCCAAGGCUGAAUUUUCCAGCCGGCUCACCUAUUGAACUCUUAACACCUGCCGCCUUGCAACAGCCAAGCUGCUGCAACUGGUUGGCCGCCUAUGUGUACUGCCGAUGCGAGUCGGCCGGCAGACGGACAGAUCUAAUUUGCAGCCGGCCUUGCCCAUGACCUUUGUCGGUGGAGCCGCAGGGUGAAGGGGAGGAACGCCUGGCGCAAGCAGAGCCAACAAACAUGGAGCGUGUGCUACGAGCCUUACGGGCCUUCAUGCAGAACUCCGAAGGCUUGCAGUUACGUUUGACUUCCUUGUGAGCUCAAGCGCUUGUGCAGCCACAGCCAUUCCAGCCAGGGUGUCAAUCAAUGCAGGAGGCGUGGGUUUCUUCUUGGGUUGUGUCAAAGGC
Messenger RNA from Effrenium voratum, 961 nucleotides. The record is from the annotation of a GenBank genome assembly. Lineage: Eukaryota; Dinophyceae; Suessiales; Symbiodiniaceae.